Molecule: messenger RNA, 2592 nt
Organism: Pochonia chlamydosporia 170
Lineage: Eukaryota; Fungi; Ascomycota; Sordariomycetes; Hypocreales; Clavicipitaceae
Exons: 6
Coding region: 1-2592 (863 amino acids)
Source: RefSeq, a predicted model, not a curated record
AUGAUCUCACAAACAACUCAAGAGUUACUGGAGCGGUAUACUGGCAAGGAGGUGCCGUAUUCAUUUAACGGCGGGUCACUACUGGUCGGCGCUGCUAUUGCCAUGGGUGGUAUUGCCAUUUGGUCCAUGCAUUUCAUCGGGAACAGAGCUAUUGAUAUGCUGGACGGCAAUGAAACCUUCCAAAUCACCUACUCCACUGCUCUGACCUUCACGUCACUCCUCGUCCCAAUUCUUGUCCUCAUCCUUGCAUUCCUCAGUAUCAGCGGCAAUGGCAAAAUUCGAUGGUGGCGAAUCGGUCUCGCGGGAUUACUCUCCGGCGAUGCAAUCUGCGGCAUGCACUACCUUGCUGAUUCAUCUAUAACCAAUUACAAAAGCUCCUAUCAACUUUCAUAUCUUAUUGGCUCCGUUGUCAUUGCCGUGUUCGCUAGUACGACUACACUGGCGUUGUUUUUCGUUUUCGAAAGUAGUUGGAAGAAUGCAUGGUGGAAAAGAUUGGGAUGUGCAAUGGUUCUUGCAGGAGCUGUGUCUGGCAUGCAUUGGUGUGCGGCUGCCGGUACGAAUUAUAGACUCUUGAAGGUUACGCGAAGAGAGGGGAUGUCUCGACAGGACGCUAUGAUUGUGGUGAUUUGCUUGGCUAUUUGCGGAGGCAUAGCGAUGACUGGUCUGGCAGUGUACGUCAGUUGGGUCAGACGCGACUAUGCCAGCAAAUCGCAACAAGUAGUUCUCGCUGCCUGUGUCUUUGAUAAAAAGGGCCGUAUCAUGGUUAGCCAAGACGGUUACUUGCCCAGCGAAGUCGUCACUGAUACGUAUUUACCGAAAUCCAAUGAUGAUUACUUCAAUACCAACCACCCGUUCUUCCACUGGAUGUUCCUCGCUUCCCGCAACUGGAACACAAUCAACACAGUCAUGAGCAAAAUGGUUGACCACAUCUCUCUCCUUGCACAAAGCAACAACGGCAGAGUCAGCGUCAAACUCGUUGGCGAGGACGGAGUCCUAGUCGAGGACUAUGACACCAUCCUCCGGGAGCUGUUCUGUGUAACUGCCAACGCGCUUGCCGACAAGACCAAAGAGACGCUUAACAACGUCGGUGUGUUAUGGGACGAAAUCUUCGUAACAGGCGAAUCGUCGAGGCAUGUCGCUCCCCGCCACCGGGUCUUAAAUAGCGAUAAAUUCAGUCUGCACAGUUUUGCUGAGAAGGGUGACUUCCAGCAACACAACGCUGAAGACUACGGACAGGGAUAUCUCAUGUUCCUUGUUCGUACGGUCAAUGACAAACGAGAUAUUGAGAAGCUUGAAGCCUCUGGGUAUCGAUUUGCUGAAGUCCAUCGGGCAGUGAGUUCUAUUCGGUCGAACAUGCACAUCGGGACUGCAGAUCUAGAGUCUCGACUUCGCAACAUGUCCAACCAGAAGGACAAGAUUACCAUGCGCACUCCACGGGUCCAUGUGGGCAUGUUUGCUGUUCGCGCUCGUCCGGACAGGGGCGGAUUUGACGUCCUUGCUCAAAAAGCAGCCAAGGAUUUGCUUCCUUCUGUGGCUAUGCCAAUGGACCACCUUGAACCGAGGCAUUCUGAAUUCCUAAAUUGCAUACGGGGCAUGACACUAGCCACUAUCUUGCUGAAGCUUGAAAAGCAAAAAAUGCUUGGUUCGCCACGAGAAAUGUUGUUUGUGUCCGAUCUCCGAGAUGCCGUCUCUGGUCUGAGAGUAUUGCUCGACAAUGAGCUUUUUGACCAUGCAACCUUGUUACCAAGGGAGGUUCAAUUGCCUUGCUCUGGCAACGAAGGAGGUGAAUUCCAAUCAAAACGCACACUCAUCGUAUUUAAAUUCGUUGUCCCUAUUCACACUACUAUUGUCUCGCCUCAAUGCGAGUUCACCCCACUUAGUCUGUUCAAGAUGCGUCAACUUGCGCGUGAACGCUCCGCCCACGUCGAGUUUUCACACAUGGUACAUCGUGACAUUUCGUCCGUUAUGCACCAAAUGUCACCUGAGCGUCCUAGCAUCAUGUCACGGCUUCCAACCAGGUACAUUUCGGGAGCUCUGGAGAAGGUCAGAGACCAUUUGCGUGGUCACGAGAGGCUUGGAACCUUGCCUCCGUUGUCGUCUGCUAGAAGUCAGGAACAGUUCUCUAACUUGGCAUCGCAUCCUAGCUCCAUACACCGAGGUGAGGAGCGAAGUUUUGAAGAUGUACCACAGACGUCGUCAGCAAGUAACUAUCCUGCCAUAAAGGAACCAGACGGCUCCUCACAUAAAGCCCAAAGCCAGCGAAAGAAGUUCCAAGUCUUGGGAGGAAUUAUGGUAUCGCAAGAAGUGUCAAUCAAUGUUCAAGAAACACAAGACAAAGAGCAAGACUUCGACUCCUUUGAACAAGAUGGCACUAAACCAGCUACUCUUCGCUCCCGAGAAGGCACCGAAGACCAAGUAGAAAACUCUUACACAGCCACCGCCACAGGUGCAAUCAUCUCCGCACAAGGCAGGAAGCAAAAAGCUGCCUUUGUAGAUGAAUUGCUUGCUCUAAGUGUGCUGGCAGACAAACGGACGCAGAAACAGAAGCUGGUUUUGGAGAUAGACCACAUAUGCGACAAGCUUUCCUAUUGA